Molecule: messenger RNA, 945 nt
Organism: Olea europaea var. sylvestris
Lineage: Eukaryota; Viridiplantae; Streptophyta; Magnoliopsida; Lamiales; Oleaceae
Exons: 2
Coding region: 1-945 (314 amino acids)
Source: RefSeq, a predicted model, not a curated record
AUGGCGUUGAAAGAUAUGGAUCGUGACCUACCCAAAUAUCCAAUCAUCAUUGAGGUCACAGAAGAAGAUAGUAAACAGAACAAUGCAAUGUUACCAUUUGGUGUGCAACCCAGUGGACCAAAAUUUUCAUUGAUGGAUAUGUCAUCAGAUAUAUGCGGGGCGAUAAUUGAACCGUUGUGUGAUAAUUAUGAGCAUGAGGUUACGGUUGUAUCGGUCACCAAUGCUAGGGACAUAAAGACAGGAAGGGUUUUUCGUAACAAAGAGAUCAUGAAGCUAAGCUUGUCCUUUUAUGCCAUCCAAAACAUGUUUGAAUAUGUGGUUGUUCUGUCAGAUAAGAAGAACUAUCUUGUCAAGUGUUCAUAUGACGAGUGUGAUUGGAUCUGUAGAGCAUCUAGGAUGGCUAGAACAGAAUUGCAAGCAACAAAAGCACUUGUGUCGCACUGCAUAAAAUACAAGUACACAUCGUCACGCACUCUGUAUACCCCAAAUGAUAUAUGUAAUGACGUGUUGCAUACGUAUGGAGUAUCGUUGAACUAUGUGAAAGCGUGGAGGUCUUGGGAGGAAACUUUGAAACUAAUUAGGGGUGAUCCAGCAGAUUCUUUUAAUAAUAUACCAAGAUUCUUUACCAUGUUGCAACAUACAAAUCCUAGAACGGUCACAGAUCUGGAGCUUGAUGGUCACAGUAGGUUCAAAUAUUGCUUCAUGACGCUAGGCGCAUCAAUUCGAGGUUGGGGACAUUGUAGGCCGAUUGUUGUGUUUGAUGGUACGUACUUAAAUGGACACUAUGGUGGGACAUUAUUUACGACAUGUACACAGGAUGCAAAUAACAGCAUAUACAUACUUACUUUCGGGAUUGAGGAUAAUGAGAAUGAUGCCUCUUGGACAUGGUUCUUCGAAAACUUGAGGAAGGCGUAUGGCUAUAGAGAAGGGUUGUGCUUCGUAUAG